Molecule: messenger RNA, 533 nt
Organism: Prorocentrum cordatum
Lineage: Eukaryota; Dinophyceae; Prorocentrales; Prorocentraceae
Source: the annotation of a GenBank genome assembly
GACACCGGAGCAGGUUCCGGGACGUGCUGCACGCCAGCAGCGCGGCAGCCUCGGCCAAGCUCAUGUCCCAGAACGUCUCUGGCCUCGGAGGAGGCCGGCGCAUCUCCGGGCCGAAGGUCAUGUCCCAGAGCAUGGCGAGCUUCUUCGCGCCAGGCGACCAGCCGCCCGGAAGGCAGCACGCGGCGGCGGCCGCGGUGCCGUCGGCGGACAUCACCGCCGCGGGCAAAAGGUUCUCCAGCGGCAGCCUGGCGGGCGCGGCCACCGCGGCGAAGGCGCAGUCGACCAUCGCCCUGCCAAGCCUGCCGCCCUCGCGCGGCGGCUCCGGCGGCAACGGGAUCAGGGCCGCCGACGGCUUCCAGAAGUCGACCCGGCUCAGGAGGAACAAGCACGCGGUCGGCCCCGGUCACGACAUGAGGCAGGAGGCCGCCAAGCUGAAGGCCGGGCCCGCCGUGGGCGCGGCGGGCUCCCAGCCCGCGCGCUUGCUCGCGCGCGUUCCCAUCGACACCAGGGUUAUGUCGGGCCUGUCCCCCUAA